This is a messenger RNA of Caenorhabditis auriculariae, 4366 nucleotides long. Lineage: Eukaryota; Metazoa; Nematoda; Chromadorea; Rhabditida; Rhabditidae. The record is from the annotation of a GenBank genome assembly.
AUGGCGUCGGCAACGAGAGUCGCCGUGCUGCUUUUGCUCUUUUGGGUCGGUGAAACCGUACCUGAAGGCUCAUCGCCGAUUAUUCCGCCCAACGCCAAGCUCCACUGUCCCACAAUCGGCUCUUCAGCUUAUAUUUUCGUGACUGUAACGCCAGAGGUUGAUCUUUCCGCCUUCGCUUCUCUGCUAGAAUUCUACGCCAAGGUUAUUUUUUUGAAAUACUGUAUUUAAACAGAGCCUUCUAAACAAUUUUUUUAUAAUUGCUCUUGUUAUAAGCUUCUCAAAUAUCUACGCUAAGUAAGAUUAAAGGAGCAUAAGUAUAUUUGAGCUUUUCAAGUCGUUUAAAGUGUUUUUCUGUGUAAUUGCAAGACUUCAGCUUCUUCGGAAAAAAAAAAUUUAGAUGUGCUGUAUCUGAAAUUUCCAAUCCAACAUCAAAUGUGUUGUUCCAACCAUUUCUCUGUUAUUUUAUUCUCUUCAUGUGACUUUGUCGCCGCGCUCGCUUCCGUUGCCUAAUGAAACUGGCUAAUCACUUAAUCCCAUAUCAAAGAUAGCGUGUCCAAUCACGAGUCUUCCAUAAUUGAGUAUCAAAAACUGAUGAGCAACGUACAGUUUGAAAGAGUUUGAAAGUAAACUUUUGAGCGUAUUUUUCUAUUCUUAGAGUCAUGAGUUAUUGAUAAGCAUUCUAUUUUGAGUUCAAAAAAGAUAGGGGAAUACAGAAAAGCAUAAAAAAAUAACUGAUCAACAGCCGAAAAAGCAAAAUGCACCCAUUCGAAAUUCUUAUGAAGCUAUAAAACUCAAAAAAUGCAAUAAUCUUAUGAUCGUAAAAAGUGCGCUGUACUCGUAAAUCAGAAAACUUAUCGCUAUCGUGACGUUGUGUGGAAAAGAACUGAAGAUAAAGAAAUGAGAAUGAUUUCAAAGGAUCAAAAUCUGUUUCAGUUGAUGCCCCUAAAUUCGACGUCACCCAUCGACUUUGUGUUUCGUUUCGGGCAAAACUACUCAACAACCGUGACGACGAGUUGUCUUCAAGAUGAAGUCGCGGUGAGAGUAGUUCUCCCAGGAAAAUAUUGAAGCGAUUUUCCAGGGCUGGAUCAACGACGCAACACACAUCCAAAUCAUGUACAACAGUUCCUUGGUCCAGAGUACAGCUACUACCCAAUACGAUGAAGAGGACAAUCCGCUGAGUAACGUCGUCAGGACUCUCUUUGACUACGUAGGUUUUUCAAACUCCGUAAGAGCAAUAUGAAGUGACUUUUGAGAAGCCACACAGCUGCUCCCGGAUAAUAUGUUCUUUUGAGAACGAGUCAUAGUUUUAGGUCUACAAGGAAAACCAACAGCCUUCCACGGUGGCCAAGAAAAAACAAGUAGUUCUGAUCACCGACUACAUCCAACGUAACGUCACAGAAGUCAUGAAUGAUGACACAAAUGUGAAAAGCUUCGUAAAAAUCUUAAAAAUUGGAACCUUCAGGUGAACACUCAACUUUUGGGCAUCUACCACGAAAUUAACGCAACUGACUUCGACCUCGCGGCCAACUUUCCCGUCUUUUCCAUGGAGAAUGAAAAUGUCACGCGGCUUCGUGGCAUUUUCCAAGCUGACCUCAACUUUGGUUAUCUAAGUCUGAGAGCCUUUCUUCAUCUCCAGUUUUCAGAGUUUCCAAAAGUUUACGAAGCGAGACCGAUCGCCGACAUCUACAUAUUCCUGACGUCUCUCAACCGCACCACCACGCUGGAGAUCAUCGAUUCGGCAAUCGACGGAGACGUCUGCUCCUUGCCUUCCACUAAGAUGUACUCGAACUACAUCAGCGUUCAACUCGCUCAGGGAGACGUUCUUUGGCAGUUGACGUUGCCGUGGAUUGGACUCAACUCGCGCAGCUUCUUGCAGAACUGCCUCGCCCAUCUGCCAGAGACAGGUUUGAACUUUAAAACCUUUCAAGAUUAGAAAAAAUUUAGAGCCCGUCAAAAACUGUACGGCUACAAAAAACGGCCUCGUCCAGAACUUUAUCACAAUCACGUCUAACGCAAAAAAUCUGACCUUCGCCCAUCUGUACAUCGACAAUUACGAAUGCGUCGACGCCAAGCAUCUCAUGACAACCAUCAAAGAUACAGUCAGAUUUGAAAUAUUUUCUUUGCAAUGAAGCAAGAUUUGAAGACUCACGUCCGUCUCGUGACAGCCGACAGUCUCAUCAAGGUCUGGGAUACGUUGACGUCUCCGCUUCUGAAGUUGGGAUUCCUGGACAGAACCGUCGACAAUCAAGUCGUGUCCAGUGACGUCUUCUACCUGAGCAACUACACGACUACCUGUCGGGACGCCAUCCCUCUGGGUUUGUGUCCAGUUGCCGUUCGUGCAAUUCUCAAUCUCGAGAGCACUUUUCGAUUCCAGUACCGCUGAUUCCGGCGACACUUUGGCAUCGACCAAAAUACCUACAUCUCGCUCUUGACGACAUGCUCAUCAUUUCCCUCUGUGCCACCAUAUCCGUCUGCACUUUUGGAGCGAUUCUGUACUGUCGAGUCAAACGGCAGCAUCAGCAGAACCUCGAAAUUCUCAGCGAAAUCAUGCUACAGCCUAGGAUAUUCAAGUAGGUUUCCAGUAGAUUCAGAUGACUAUUCUGAAACUCUCAGAGCACCGAAAGAAUGUGCCAAAGUGGCUCGGCUACCCUGGGAAAUCAAGUCAGACAACGUGCACAUCGACACAGAAUUCCUAUUGGGAGAAGGAACGAUAUCUAACGUCUAUUUGGGUAAUUUAAUAUUCAAAAACCGGAAUUACAAAAGAAGCUCGUUCAGUUUUAUUGAAGUAAAAAUGGGAUGAUGAAAAUGCGCUUCAUGGCUGGAAGAAAGAAAAAGGAUUUUAAGUUUUGUUAUUAAUACUUUCAAAAACCUUCUGAAAAAACAAAUAUCGUUUCAAAGCAGCUUAGUUUCAACAAAAACUCUUCAAAUUACAGGGAAACUGAAAGGAAAAGCUCCCAUAAUGCAAUGGAUUGAUCGUAUCGAAAUGAAGCAGUUCCAAGACUGUGCGGUCGCUGUCAGGGUUACUUUUAACUUUUUUCGAAAAACCUAUGAAUAAACGUGGAUUCAGGUCCCUCGGCAUUUUGACGAGCCAGAAGAAGACCAGCUCCAACGAGAAAUCGCUUCGAUGCGCCAACUCCGUCAUCACGGCCAUAUCGCCUUGCUUCUCGGUACGUCUAAACGAUGAGGAUUUCUAAAACUACUGAAGAUUUUCAAACCUACAGGCUGGACAAACAAAAGCGACUUGGUGUGUAGUUUGCUUGAGCUCACGCACAUGAAUCUCAUCAAAUACCUGGCGCAAAUUAAAGAAACGUAAAAAAAUUAUAUUGAUCAUGCAGAAAACAGAGUAUAUUUGAAGGGAGACCGAGGAAUCCAGCUCUUCGACGAUUCCUUAUCAGAUGCUGUACAAGAUCAUCUACGAAACGUGCGACGGAAUAGCUUAUAUCCAUUCUCGCAACUUGGUACACCGAGAUCUCACAGCAAGAAACAUCUUACUGACAACUGGACUCAGAGCGAAGGUUUGCACUUCAAAACUCCGCGAAGAAGCUUUCUUAUUUUCCAGAUAUCUGGCUUUGGCUUUUGCUCCGAGCCAGAUGACCCAAAGUUUGCUGCGAACUCAUUGGCGCUCCGGUACUUGCCAGUUCGGUGGCUAGCCCCAGAGUGCUUCCAAGGAAAGUUCUCCUUCAAAAGCGACAGGUAAACGCACCUUUGAGAACUGGAGCUGAAUAUUCGUGGCUAGUGGGUGUGGCUUAGCGCAACUGUCCCGUACUUACUGGAGAUGAUUUUCCGAGCGGAUUUAAGCUCUCAUUUAAAAAUGUUUUUGACGGAUAAAUUAUGUAAAAUGCGAUUGUAAAUUGAAAAUGCACGAAAAAAAUAAGCUACGACCAAAACGUUGAAACUUGUGUCUUCGAAAAGACAAAAGGCAUCUCGUUAAUUUUUCAAGAAAAUUGUCUCCACCUGAGCGUUCAAGCUAAGUUAGCAGCCACAUGGUAGACUGCCAUAGUUGAUAUACUCCUACAAAAAGCUUCAAAAGCUGAAAAUUUUGAUCUGCAGUUGGUCCUUUGGCGUUCUAUUAUACGAGAUGUUCACUCUGGGUAAUCAGCCCUACGAAGAUCUACUCCGACCAGAAGAAAUCAUCGAAAGUAUCAGGAAAUCGCGGAUUCCCGCACAUCCCAAAUACGCUUCCAAGCAAACGUAAAACAUUAAAUCGCCCCAGGAAACCGAAGCUGUGAAUUUAAGGUACAAAAUAAUGCAAGGUUGCUUCCAAAUGUUCGCCUCGAGACGUCCGACCUUCAUUCAGUUGAAAGACGCCUUCCACGCUCAAACGAACAGCUACUACAAUCCGGCCUUCGAACCAGACGACUUUUAA